AUGGCGUCUCCGAACGAGAAAGAGUCGCUCCCUGUAGCUCAUACCCCAGUACCUCAGCAGCCGCCCAAGAAGACUUCUUCCUGGGCCUACAAGUUUGUAUCGGCCACGGCCGUCAUCCUCAUCCUCAACUCUCUCCUCAUCUUCUCUCCCCGUAUCCCCCUACUCGACGACACUCUGCACCCCGCCGCCUCAUCAUCCUGCCAGCAAGCCGACCCCAUCUUCCCCAAGGCGGUCGACCAUUCUGAACUCGUCAGGGGCGAGAAGGGACAGAUCAUCAGCUGGCUCAGCGAUGCCGUCAAGAUCCCUACAGAGGUCUUCGACGUCAUGGGAGAAAUCGGCGAAGACGAGAGAUGGGAUGUCUUUUACGAGUUCUCAGAGUAUCUGGAGAAGGCGUUCCCUCUUGUGCACCAGCAUUUGAAGAGGACGCGCGUGGUGACGCACGCACUUGUAUACGAGUGGGAGGGGUCGGACCCGUCCCUCAAGCCUUUGCUCAUCACAGGGCAUCAAGUAGAUGUCGUCCCCGUUCUCCCUGCUACGCGCGACCAAUGGUCUCACGACCCCUUCGGCGGCGAGUACGACGGGACUUAUAUCUGGGGGAGAGGGUCGAGUGAUGACAAGUCCGGUACAAUCGGUGUCUUAGCGGGCAUUGAGUUACUCUUGAAAUCCGGCAAGUUCCAGCCCAGGAGGACCGUCAUCCUCGGGUUCGGGAUCGACGAAGAGACUGGUGGGAAGGUGGGUGCUUACCACAUCGGUCAAUGGCUUGAAGACAAGUACGGCAGGGACUCGAUCGCUCUUUUGGUCGAUGAAGGUAAUGGCGUUCAGGAAGUUUGGGGCCAGCUCUUUGCUGCCCCUGCGGUCGGUGAGAAGGGUUACUUUGACCUCGAACUUCGUGUCGAAACCCUCGGCGGGCACUCUUCUGUCCCACCACCCCACACAUCCAUCGGCUACCUCUCCCUUCUCAUAGCCGCCAUCGAAGAAGAACCCCACAAACCAUAUCUCUCCCCCAACUCGCCUUUGGUCAACUACAUCUCCUGCGCUGCAAACUCUCCCGCCCAGACCCCUUCCGAUCUCGUCAAGGCUAUCAAAAAGGUCGACUCGUCCAUCUCUCGCGGUGGGGCGAAGGGGGUGGACAAGAAAGCGUUGAAGGAGGUUGAGGAUUGGUGGGUGGAGGGAAGUUGGGAGGAUGGGACUUUGAUGAAGGGGCAGGGGAAGGCGAUGGUCUCCACGACGCAGGCUGUGGAUAUUGUUUAUGGAGGGUUGAAGGUAAAUGCUCUUCCUGAAAGCGUUUCAGCGGUCGUCAACCACCGAAUCAACAUCGCCUCAUCCGUUGCCGAGCUCCAAUCUCACCUCAUCGACGUCCUCUCUCCCAUCGCCAAGAAAUACAACCUCGCCAUCAACGCUUUUGGCAAGGACAUCCAGCUUCAUGGAUGUCACUCUUCUGCUUCUUCCGAGAAAGGACCGAAAGCAGGUAAAAUCGUCUUGGCGGAGGCGUUCAACUCGGCGCUCGACCCCGCUCCGGUAUCGCCUUUCACGGUGGAUAGCCCGGCUUGGAGACUUCUUUCUGGUACUGUGAAGGGUGUCUAUGCGACGCGGCCGGGAAUGAAUGGGACCUCGGAGGGAGAGAAGGAAAUCUAUAUGGCGCCUUCUAUCUCUACUGGUAAUACCGACACGAAGAGGUACUGGAACCUCACCAAGAACAUCUACCGUUUCGCCUAUCAGCUCAGUAAAGACUUUAACAAUGUCCAUACCGUCAACGAGCAUAUCAGCGCGGAUGUGUUUGUGGAGCAGGUCAGGUGGUUUAUCAACUUUAUCGUCAACGUGGAUGAGAGUGAUGAGAUUUGA
Cryptococcus wingfieldii CBS 7118 is the source of this 1842-nucleotide messenger RNA. Its product is annotated as Gly-Xaa carboxypeptidase. The record is from RefSeq and is a predicted model, not a curated record. The transcript has 9 exons. Gene Ontology annotation, cellular component: fungal-type vacuole lumen. Gene Ontology annotation, molecular function: metallocarboxypeptidase activity. Lineage: Eukaryota; Fungi; Basidiomycota; Tremellomycetes; Tremellales; Cryptococcaceae. The coding region runs from base 1 to 1842 and encodes 613 amino acids.